Pseudophryne corroboree (corroboree frog) is the source of this 1307-nucleotide messenger RNA. It is a transcript of the gene STEEP1, whose product is annotated as STING1 ER exit protein 1. The transcript is spliced from 7 exons. Gene Ontology annotation, biological process: endoplasmic reticulum membrane organization; endoplasmic reticulum to Golgi vesicle-mediated transport. Bases 215 to 883 code for a protein of 222 amino acids. The record is from RefSeq and is a predicted model, not a curated record. NCBI's taxonomy places the organism in Eukaryota, Metazoa, Chordata, Amphibia, Anura, Myobatrachidae.
GACGCAUGCGUACACAAUACGUGAAACAACAGAAACUCGGUGAUUCAACAACGGCCUCCCAGCGCCGAACAUCUGAUCUAUCUCCUUGAAGAAGUUCUACAACACAUUCUGAUGGCGAGCACGUAAUCAUUGCGUAGAGAUGUCACUCUGAUGAGCCGUGUCACAUGACUCUGAGGUCAUCACUGGGUUUCACGGUUAGGAAGCAGCCGCCGCCAUGCCUAAAGUGGUGUCCCGGUCAGUGGUGUGCUCCGACACCCGUGACAGAGAGGAAUACGAUGACGGGGAGAAGCCGCUACACGUGUAUUACUGCCUGUGCGGGCAGAUGGUGCUGGUGCUAGACUGCCAGCUGGAAAAACUUCCCAUGAGGCCGCGGGACAGAGCAAGAGUCAUUGAUGCAGCUAAGCAUGCUCAUAAGUUCUGUAACACAGAGGAGGAGGAAGCCGUUUACCUGCGCAGACCUGAUGGUAUUGAGCGGCAGUACCGGAAAAAAUGCAGCAAGUGCAGCCUUCUUCUCUUCUACCAGCACCACCAGAAGAAUGCCCCUGCAACAUUCAUUGUCAAUGGAUCACUGGUCAAGUUUGGGCAGGGAUUUGGCAAAACAAACAUCUAUACCCAAAAGCCUGACCCACCUAAAAAGGUAAUGAUGACCAAACGCACAAAAGACAUGGGCAAGUUCAGCUCCGUUACGGUGUCCACCAUUGAUGAGGAGGAGGAAGAGAUAGAGGCGAGGGAGGUGGCAGACUCCUAUGCGCAGAAUGCCAAAGUGAUUGAGAAGCAACUGGAGAGAAAAGGAAUGAGUAAGAGAAGGCUGCAGGAACUGGCUGAAUUGGAAGCGAAGAAAGCCAAAAUGAAGGGAACAUUGAUUGACAACCAGUUCAAAUAGAAAAGACACUUCAAGUAAAGAGAAAUCUUUUUUUUUUUUUAGAAGGAUUUGCCAGGCAGAACAUAUUGUUUACAAGCAGUGUGGCAGAUGUGUGUGGCAGGGGUGCCCACCUUCCACAACACCUUUAUGGCAUGACUUUAGGCAGCUGGGAGAACAUCUGAUUACAGCUGAGUUGCAAACCUGUAAUUAUGAUUACUGUAUAUAUUAGAGAAACCAAAUGUAAGGCAUUGCUGAGAUCUCUGUUUUAUUCAGUGAUACAGCAACUGGUCAGUGUUUGUUUGAUUCUUUAUAAAAUAUUGCACUUUGCAGAAAACGUAAAGAAAAAAAAAAUUGUGUCAUUGUGUAGUUUCCUCUGUUAGAAUUGUUUUUAUUUUGACAUACCAUCAUUAACUGUAAUAAAGUGUAAUAAAGUAUAUGAAACGGC